AUGACUAUACAAAGUUCUUGCUUCUGGUCAUUACUAUCGCUCGACUCUUUAGAGUUUGUUCAUAUCCCAUCGUCUAUUCGAAACAUCAAAAUCGCAACUAAAAAUGAUCAAACAACCAUUCAAGAUGUCUUACUGCAUCGCUCCCUAUUUGAAUUUAUGCAUCCAAGUGAAAUUGGAAUGGCAAAAAACGACCUGUCAAGCUUCUUGAAGCUUAAAACCCUAGCAGGAUCUGUCACGAGAUGUCGGCUACUCUCUUUUAAAAGCAUGGCCUGCCAUGUCUUAUCCAAGCAUUCUUCUCUGUCGUCUGAUUAUCAGGAUUGGAAUAUUAUAGACCUUGUUAUUUACUCAGCAACAGAUGAUACAGUGUUGGCGUUUUUCCACAAUACAGAUUUCAGCGCUUGCCAUUUCAACGCUACUCCAAUUGAAUCUAAUCCAAGUUGUACUGCCAGAUCAGACAAGGCGUGCUUUGAUUUUGAGGAUGCAUUACGAAUGUUACAAGUUUUGAAACUAAUACAAAAAACGCUAAUUACGCAAAUGAUAGACGACCACCAACUAGUCAAUCCUAUAAGAAUAUUCCAAAUCAUUGAUUCAAUCACAUUGAAGCCAUUAUUCGUAUGGCCACAGCUGUAUUCAUUUGUCGACAUGAUCCAAUUCUUGGCAAAAGAGAUUUCACUAAGAGAAUUCAAAAGUCCAUCGAAUGGACCAACACCCAGCAUCACUGCUGCUGCAGAGGAUGUGUCUUGUACUCGCCAUUUCUAUGCAAACAGCAAAAUUGAAUUGUCCACCACAAGAAAAGUUUGCGAGUUCCAACGGAUUUUGAUUCCCUACGGCAACAUUUUCUUUGAAUCAAUUCAAGUAACACCCCUUCCUACCGCCACUACCUCCGCCUUUUUUGAAAGGCAUCACACUGGUAUGUACAUUAAUAGUUUUGCCUUGUAUUUCAACCUUCAAAAAGUACUCAAAUCUGACGGUGAAAAGGAAGAGGUGGAUAGAAGACAGCCCUCUACAUUUCAACACAAGUAUGCGAAUGACAGUAGAUAUAUUGUUGCAGCAGAUUCAAGGUCAAAACAAGGACAUUCCGCUAAUGUUCUCUCAUCGACAGCCACAGUAGCCCCUUUAUACUCGUCUUCUUCGCAUUUGAAAAAAUUCAGGAUACAGCAACAGCAUCCACCACACGACUCAGCUAUGAGACGGCGAAACAUGAGCUGUUCAUCCACGGAGAAAAAGAGAAGGAAGGAUGCAUUUCAAGGACCUGUUGCUACUAUAUCGCCAGAGAAUGUAAAGACCUGUACUCGUUGUCAUACAAGCAAUAGCCCUGAAUGGAGAAGAGGACCUGAUGGCCAUAAAACGCUAUGCAACGCUUGUGGUUUACGCUAUUCAAGAUUCAGAUCAAAGCAAUGGCGCACAGCCACAACCAAUCCGCCCACUUCACCUCCUACCAGCUCUUCAUUUUCCUCAAUCAAGUAG
Molecule: messenger RNA, 1467 nt
Organism: Mucor velutinosus
Lineage: Eukaryota; Fungi; Mucoromycota; Mucoromycetes; Mucorales; Mucoraceae
Exons: 6
Coding region: 1-1467 (488 amino acids)
Biological process (GO): regulation of DNA-templated transcription
Molecular function (GO): sequence-specific DNA binding; zinc ion binding
Source: RefSeq, a predicted model, not a curated record